Molecule: messenger RNA, 3502 nt
Organism: Schistocerca cancellata (South American locust)
Lineage: Eukaryota; Metazoa; Arthropoda; Insecta; Orthoptera; Acrididae
Exons: 9
Coding region: 169-1209 (346 amino acids)
Source: RefSeq, a predicted model, not a curated record
CGUCUGGCGCGUAGACAUGAAUUUGAGUGCACGGAACGAAUGUUUACAUAUUGGAGAAUUGUAUAAUUCAACAAGUGGCUAGAAUUGCAUCAUGGAACGACGAAUUUCACAUAAAGAGAAACCACUUUUCAGUAACUGAAUUUCCAAGAAUUGGAAACAACGAACAGAAUGGGUCCUUUUAGCCAAGGUGCUUUACUUGAGGCGAAUAUUGCCACACUGUGCAGAAGAUUUAGGUUUCAUGAAGUAGAAGAACAUGUGCUGCCUAUUUUUCGCAAAGUCACUUGGAACCAAGUUUUGUAUUCGCUAAAGAGGCAUAGGAAAACUCUUAGUUUAGUGAAUAUUGCACUAGCACUGAUUGCAUCAGCAAAGGAUGAGCCUUUUGCAUUCCUGGAGGACAUGUAUUUCGAACUGUACCUCACACAUAAAAUUGUACACAGUAAAAGUUACACUUGGAAUGCAUUUAAAAUGAUCGGAGGUCAAGGGAACGCUGGCCUAGUGACAGAAAUGCAGAUUUCUGAAGCACUGAAGAACUCAUUCAGAUCGUUAGCUCAUGCACCAAGAAUUAAAGUAAAGUUGUUUGGUUCACUCUCUUGGAUCAUGAUUGUACAGAAGAAACAAAAGCCUUCUGGCACAGAGUUUGAGCAGCAGCCAUUCAUUUGUGCAUAUAUCCCUGGUGAACCAUAUUUCUUUGCUUCACAAAAAAAUGUAAAAACAAACAUUUCAGAUGGGCUAUUGUCUACAUUUGGGUACAGGAGAUUAAAUGACUGCAAACUGUCAGCUCCUGAUAUUGCAUCAAUGGUAACACUGCUAAGAAAUAAAGCUGCUAAAGCGUUUGAUGCUCAUUCAGCUCAACAUUCUAUUGCUCCAUACUCUCCAGGGCCAAGUGUGGCAACAGAAGAUGGCAUGGAUUUUACUGAUGAACAGUGGAAGAUAAAUUAUGUCAAUAUUGUUUUUGGAAAAGAUUGUCCUGUGAUGAAAAAGUUCACUAUUAAGGAGGUGGGGCCCAUUGUGAAGGUCAGGCAAAUGUAUCGAACCGAAUUUACCAUUCAGUCAAAUGAUGUAUUUCAGUUUCUAAAAGUAUUACUUGUGAGAGGUAUUCUUAAAAUGCCGUUAUCACCAUAUAUUGAAAGACUAAUAACCCUUGGGAAAAAUACAAUAAUAAUAAUGCCUCGAAAUAAUAUUACAUCACAAGUGGAAGAUCAACGCUGAAUUGAUACACAAAGUACUAGUGUAUACUUCCUUGAAAGAUGUGCUGCCCAUUUAAUUAAUGACAGUAACAGUCUUCCGUGCUAUACACUUGAAAAUGUUAUUCACUAGUAGUUAGCAAAUACUGAUGUACACUUUUUUGAAAAAAUGUUGUCAUGAAGCUGCAAAUGUGUAUUGAUUGAAGUCCAUAGAUUUUAGUUGAAAAUUCUGGAUUAUUGUAUGAUCAGCUAAUAAUGUGAAGCACACUUAAGUAAUAAUUAGGGUAUGUAUGACUGCCUUUUUAAUAAAAGACAAAGCCUUCCAAAGAAUGGAGUGAGGGGUUGGUGUGUAGUGAUGCCAUUAUGUUUUAAAAAUUAUGGCAAUGAAAUUUCAUUGGCUGUGUAUAAAUUAAGGCAUAAAGAAUAAUAGAGGUGUUGAGUUUUGAGACACACAGACAAGACCAAGAACUUAGAGAAAACAUGCACAAACGACUAAGUAGUGGCAGCAGACUACAUGAGGCCAUGACACCAGCUCGAUUGGAGUGAGGGGUUGUAUGGUGUGAUGUGGGUGACGGGAGAAAGGAGACAGGGAGUGGGAGGGAGGGUUGAGGAAGGUUGGCAAAUGGCUGCAAAGGAGAGGCAGCAGGUGCAUAGGAAAGGAAUGCAGAACAAGCACAGGCAUCAACGUUGGUGAGCACAGGCAAUGCGAGAUGACGUUAAGGAGUUGACUGGGAGGGGGAGCUGAGCAGAGGAAGACUGGGGUAGAGCUUGUGGCUACAGGAUGAACGAAGUUAAGAUCCUGGGGUAUAUGUGGAUGUGGAGGUGCUUGUAGAGCAGGGGGCUAGCAGAGAUCUUGGCUGGGAGGAUUGCAAGAUUGAAAGGUGUACUGCAAGUCAACUCCCACUACAUAAGUGAGAGAAGCUGGUGUUACGGAGAAGAAUCCACAUAGUGUGUGUUGUGCUCAGCAUCCUGUUCCUCCUGUAGGAUAUAAACACUGUCCUUGGCCACUUUUGUGCCAGUGUCCAGUCAUUUGGAUGGACAGUUAACUGGGUGUCAUGAUGCCAUCAAAUGCCUUUUGGAUGACUUUGCAUGUUUAAGUCUUCUAAGAGUUGUCAGCUCUCCUCCUCAAAUUAUUGUUUCACAAAUCAAAGGCUGAUGCACUUGAACAAGGUGUGAAGUGUCUGAAUUACCUUUAAAAAUGUAAAAUGAACUUUCCUACAAUCUCAUCAUCUCACACUUGAUACAUGAUGCAUGGUGGUACUUAAAGUGCUGCAAAGUGUGUUUAAGGUGUGAUGUACAAACAGUGUUAAUGAUGGCAAUGGAUACGGGGUUCCAUUCUCUUGACUGUCACUGUAGUGAGCCAAUCAACCAAUAGAUCUUCAGUGCACUGCGACAUCUUAGUUGCUAGUGAGCACCAUGGGAGCAAUAUUAGGUUUCAAUAUUGGUGUGCUCCUCAUCCCUCAGCCCUACAUACUGGUCAAAAAAUUUACCAAGUUCCUUAUACUUUGAGCUCUUUCCAUGAGUUUGUGCAAUGACUAGCUCACGAAUAUUAAAUUUGGGUUCCUAUCUAUCUAUUAUUGGCAUUAAUCUGCAGUCUGCUUCCAACAAUUUCCUAUUUAGGCUUGCUUCAGGUACCCUAACAGCCAAAAAGUUUAUAUCUUAACUUCAAAAUCAACCAAUCUUCUAAUGAAAUCAGAACAGUGUGGGACAUAAUUAGGAGGGAAACAGGUGCCCACUGUGCCAGUAAAACUGAAGACAUCAUCUUAUAUAUUGAUGAUAAUUGUAUAAGCAACCAAGAGAUAAAUGUAAAACUCUUCACUGACAAUUUCUUUAUUAUUGCUGAGCAAAUAGGCUACAAUGGCUCCUUAGAAAGUGCCAUUCAGAUACUGAAACACCAUUUUCCUAAUCCUAUAAGGGAUAUAAGGGUAUCCUCCCAGAACUAGAAAUGAAAUGACUAAAAUCAUUGCCUCUUUGGAAAGCAAAGGAUCAUCAGAUGUAGAAAAUAUUUACAGCAAACUUCUACAAGUAUGCUCAGAUUAAUUAUGUAAAGUUUUGGCACACAUAUUUAAUGGUUUUGUAUAUCAGGUGUGACAUUACCUAAUAGUUUUCAGCUGAGUUAUAGCUCUCAAACUGGCAGUCCACACGAGUAAACCAUCUGCUAAUUUAUCCUCAGAUGCAGAGACUGCCUUUGUUUUAUGGGCUACCAAAGAUCCAGAAAACAGGUUGUGUUUGUCCCGUUUUGAACACUAUUGGGUCACCAACUUACAGACUGGCAAAACAUGAUGUGUGCUUCACAUCAAGAACAUUGGUGAUUUCAU